AUGGCUUCACGAAAGGUCCCCCAGCCGCUGACGCUGCCCAACCCAACCAUCGUCAGUAAUGAGCACGAAUUUAUCGACAAUCCCAAAUCUCCUCUGAGCCCUAAGUCUCCGAGAUCACCCAGGUCCCCUUUCAGAUUCAACUCGAAGAAGUCACAAAGUGACUUUCCGUCCAUCGAAGCGGCCGAAUCGCAACAAAUCCCAAACUUUUCUGCAUCUCAGACGAGUCCCUCCUUUUCCACACUACAACAGAAUACGGGCACACAAGAGAAGGAAAAGGAACGCCCUUCCCGGAGUGGGUUCUUCUCCAACUAUAAGGCCUCGAAAAGUUCGAGUCGUCUGCAGGACAAAGACGCUGCUGCUGCCAAACAGGAGGAGAGUAUGUCGAGAGACACAGACCACCCUGCUAUGUCCGGAAAAGUUUCAACAAAGGAAACUGCGAGAACUGGUACGACUUCUACCGUUUCGUCUCUUUGUCUUCCUGAACUUACCUCUGAUGUGCCACUAGACAGCAAUCUGGACAAGUCAGUCACUCGAAGGCCAGUUGGUGGGCCCGCGAGAUCAGACGCCUCACUCGAUUCAACUGGGGAGUUUACCGCCGGUCAACAGCAAGCCACUAAUACGGUUACGAAGAAGGGCAAACCAAAGCCUUUCAGCAUACUCUCUCGCACAAGAUCAAUCCGCGACGGAGAGAGUCCUCGUGAACCAUCGCCCAAGAGUAGUAUUGCCGAGCCUGAACCCACGUACUCGCCGGAGACUUCUCUGAAAACCGCACCACUUCCAAUAGAUCACGACCGCUCUUUCAGACACAUGAUGAACUCCUCAAUUCGACAGAGAUCCGAGGAUCGACAACCUACAAUGCCUCGAGAUAGGUCGCAAGAGAAAGGUCCGAAGGAGGGCAGCAAGCUCAAAGGCUCGAGAGACAACAGCAGAUCGCAGACAACGAGGGAGCCAAAUCCAAACAAGAGAUCCGAUACCUCCUUCUCGAAUUCGUUCAAAGAAAGCAGUGGACAUGCGUUCCUAAGUAACCUGAAGACAUCCGCGACUAAGGGUGCGGGAGCAUUGAGCAAGGGUCUGUUUGGAAAGGGCAGAACGAACAGCACAAAUGAGAAGGAGCCUGUGAUUGACGAUGAGCACUACCAGCUAAAGGUUCUGAAUCUACCACUUGUUGAACAGACGCGCAAGACAAGGAUCUCAAAGAAAUUGGAGGAGUCGCGUGAUAAGACAGAGUUCUGGAUGCCCGCUUUUCCAUGGAGAGCUAUCGACUACUUGAACUACAAGGGUAGCGAUGUUGAGGGUCUUUACAGAGUUCCGGGUAGUACACCUGAAAUUAAGAAGUGGCAAAGAAAGUUUGAUGAAGAAUAUGAUGUCGACCUGUUCGAACAAAGCGAUCUCUACGAUAUCAACAUCAUUGGCUCUAUGCUAAAGGCUUGGCUUCGCGAACUUCAAGACGAACUUCUGCCCAAAGCUGUUCAAGAUCGUAUCUCUCGGGAAUGUGCCGGCGCGGAAGAGGUCCCGCAGAUGCUCAUCGACGAACUUUCUAACCUGUCACCUUUCAACUACUAUCUGCUCUUCGCCAUAACGUGCCACCUCUCAUUACUGCUUGCCCACUCCGACAAGAACAAGAUGGACUACCGAAACUUAUGCAUUUGCUUCCAGCCUUGCAUGAAGAUCGAUGCUUUCUGCUUCAAAUUCCUCGUUUGCAAUUGGAGAGAAUGUUGGAAAGGUUGCAAGAACGAGGCUCAAUAUAUUGAGCAAGAGUAUAUGCUGUUCAACCAGGUUGACAUGAUGGUUCCUCCAUCAAGCGCUGAAGGUCGUAGCAGCACCGCAGUCGAGAGCCAUGAUGAGCGUAACGUCUCGUCCUCUGAUAGUAGCAAGCCUAGCAGCAUCGACAACUCGAACCAAAAGGCAGGCGGUGCCCAGCACAAGAAACUCCCCUUGAGUCAGACAUCGAACGCUUCCGUCAGCACUACCUUGACCGUUGUUGAGGAACGAUCUCGGUCUCGAUCUCAGACUAGAACAAGUUCAUCAGACAUGCGUCCACUCAGUCCUAUAAAGCCACUGAGCCCGCUUGGCUUCUGA
Messenger RNA from Mollisia scopiformis, 2079 nucleotides. RefSeq lists its product as uncharacterized. Gene Ontology annotation, cellular component: cytoplasm. The transcript has 2 exons. The record is from RefSeq and is a predicted model, not a curated record. Gene Ontology annotation, biological process: signal transduction; regulation of GTPase activity. The coding region runs from base 1 to 2079 and encodes 692 amino acids. NCBI's taxonomy places the organism in Eukaryota, Fungi, Ascomycota, Leotiomycetes, Helotiales, Mollisiaceae.